Huiozyma naganishii CBS 8797 is the source of this 3381-nucleotide messenger RNA. RefSeq names its product Bre4p (gene BRE4). The transcript has a single exon. The coding region runs from base 1 to 3381 and encodes 1126 amino acids. The record is from RefSeq and is a predicted model, not a curated record. Lineage: Eukaryota; Fungi; Ascomycota; Saccharomycetes; Saccharomycetales; Saccharomycetaceae.
AUGGGUCCAUCCAAGCUGCACACCAUUGCAAGACUGAAUGAGGAUAUCAAUUUUGAUAACGAUGAAUCCCCUGGGAUAUCCAAGGGGUCUUAUCACAACCAGAGAUCGUAUCUUUCCCUUUAUGAGAUGAGGCACAAGAAUCUUUCGAUGCAUCCGCUCGGCUUGGAAUCGACAACUCCACAGAAAUCAGCUGCAGAGGUGUCGCAAUUGAAAUUAGAGAGCUUGAUUCUGGACAAGAAUUGGAAUGAUAAACUAGACGACUUCCAGCUAGAAGAACUCCGAGAUGGAUUUUUCGAUCCCAUGUUCACUAAACCAGAGAAAAAUACGGCAGAUUACUACGAUUCCUAUCCCAAACGUAUUAAGAAGCGUACCUAUUCAAUACAAACAAUACUGCCUACCAUCAAACAAUUUUUCACUGGCAAAUUCAAGGACAACUGUAAAAAUAAAUGGCCCCAAGUCUUAAAAUUCGUUCUAUCAUUCUUUAUAUCGUUUGUUCUCUGCGUAAUACGUCCCUCUGGUGUAUGGAUAGGACAUAACCAUCGAUAUUUGAUGCCAAUAGCUGCUAUACUACAUCAUCCAGUUAGAAACAUCGGGGUACAAUUAGAAAUGACAGCAUUUUCCAUCCUGGGUUUAGUAUUUGGAUUGGGCUGGUCGUCCUUAGCCUGGUAUGUCUCCACGGCCACAAAAGUAGUUUCGAAUUUCCAAGGUGGUAUACUCUUUCAAAGCUUGUUUAUGGCACUGAUGUUUUCCGUGUGGCUGAAGUCCUAUUACCCAAGAUUUAUGUAUUUUGGGACAUCAUUCGGCAUGGCCAUCAUCUAUACACAUACAGUCGAAUUGGUUCAUCAUGCUAGCAUGAUGCGGUGGAUGUUUUUCAGAGACUUUGCAUUAUCGUACGUUUUCGGGUUGAUCCUUUCUUUAUUAAUUUGUGUUCUGAUUUAUCCCCACAGUGGGAAUGAAUCAUUAAUGACACACUACAACGAUACGGUGAAAUCAUUUAGGGAACUACUUGUUGGUAUGGUUGACUCAGAACAAUUUAAUAAUAAAGAAAAAAUGUCCGUGCUUCAUUCUAAGAUGAUCCAGUCGUUAAACAUAGAUCUUUCCGAAAGUUUCAGAGACUUUUUUAAUCAAAUGUCAAUUGCACAGUUUGAUAAAGAUCAUCUCGAACAAUUUAGAAACCAUUUAACUAGCUUUUCAAGUCCUCUACGUGUGAUACCAUUGAUGAACAUGUUGUUUGACAAGGAAGAGUUAGAAAAACUUUACACCAACCUUGACACACACGCCGAAGAAUCAAAAGGUAAAGGCUCGAGUAACGGUAUUGCAAAUUCAAACUCUGCUUCUUCCUCUCAGAGUCCUGAAGUAUAUUCAGCUUCUCACUCACCUUUCACCCCCAAAGGGACAGACUUACCUCAUCAUCUAACUGGAUACAGUGAGUUUUACGUAAAGAUCUUGAAGAAAACAUUUUCAAAGCCGGUUUUUGAUCUGAUUUUGGAGAUGAUAUUGGUUCUGGAAAAGGUUUCCAUGGCACUAACUGCAUACAAUUACGAUAGGUCAUCCAAAAGGGAUCCCAAGUCUGUUGUACAAAUAUUGGAGGAAGUGAAUACUAAAUUGAAAAAGAAAAUCUAUCGGCUGGAUAUAACAUACAAAAAAUUUACCCAGAGCAAUAUAUUUUCCCAGGACUUAUUGAGCGAUCAUGAAUCUGUUAAUAUUUUUCUGUAUCUGAGGUACCUCAGAAACUCCUCUAAACAGCUUGUGGGUGUGGUGGAGAGUUGCGUGACAUUAUCGACUGAUAUUCAUUGGAGAAUACAGCUUCCUCAAUAUCCAUUAAAAAAGGCGUUACACAGACUACCAAAACAGUGUGCGAUAGAUGAGGGUUCUGAUAGUUUUUUGCGAUAUUUUGAAACUAAAAAAGCAGUCGAUGACAUCUUCGAAAGAAUUUACAACUCUUAUACCUCCAAGCACGCCUAUACCAAACCGUUGAAUGAAAAUGAAAGGGUCAGAGCUAUUGACCAUCGUGAUUUUGGCCUUCAUACAACGAAAAACACAUACAGGUAUCGAUUGUGGCAGUUAAGCCGAAUUUUAGUUGGUCCAGAGAUGAAAUGGACUUUCAAAAUUGUAUUUGUUAUUGUGUUCUUAUGCAUACCGGCCUGGUUACCAGAAUCCCAUCAUUGGUACGCAAAUUAUCAAUGUUGGUGGGCCCCAAUGUCCUUUUACAUCCUAGUCCACAGAAAACCAACAGGAGGGUAUAAUAAGUUAUUGAUGAGACUGGGCAUUUCUGUUCUCGCAAUGUUUUGGGGCUGGGCCGCAAACCAAGCAAGGCACUACAGUAACGCUUUUGUCAUCUGUACUUUUGCAGCUUUACUAUGCGUCCCAGCAUCGAUAAACCUAUUAUGGUAUGGGAAUCCGAAGGUCACUUUUGCAGCUCUAAUUAGUUUUACCGUGGUUGCUUUGGAGCCUUACUCAAUAGAUGACCGUAGUACCCUGAACACGGCGUCCAUUUGGAAAAAUACAUGGAUAACAAGUCUCUCUUUGAUUAUCGGCAUACUCGUAUCUGUGACCAUUAAUUGGAUUUUUUGGUCAUACAAGGCCAGAACAGAACUCCGUCUUGCAAUGUCUUCCUUAUUGCUACAUCUUUCCCAGUCUUACCAGUCUAUAGCGGACCGAUAUUUGUAUCGUGACACUAAUGAUUCUCCGACGGAAAUGACAUUAGCAUUUGCGCACAUCAGAGAAGUUAGAAUGACACAAAAUAUUGACGCUGUUAGGAACUUACUGAAGCGGGCACGUUUGGAGCCAAAUUAUAUUUCAAAUUUUAACGCGGAUAAGUACGACACGCUAUUGACAUCAUGCCAGUAUCUUUUGGAAAAGUUGAUUGAGGCACGUAUAUCUGGGACGUACUUCGAAGUAUGGGAUCGAGAUAUGAACAAAGAGGUAACGAGGGCUUUGCUAUCACUACGGAGGGACAGCGUUGCUUCUGUGAUUUUUGUUUUUUAUGUCAUUGGGAACUGUUUCAGAUCAAGAAAUCGGAUCCCAAAAUACUUACCGAACACUAUUUUGUCAAGAAAAAGGCUGUUCGACUAUCUUUCCGCAUUUACCAGCCAUACUGACCCUCGAGAACACACCAAUACUCAUACACAAGAGCAUUUAGGGACACAAUUACUGAAGAACAAAAUCGGAAAGUUUUCACAACCCGAGGAGAAGUACGAAUCUGCAUUUGACGAUGACGUAAAUUUUCCGCCGAAGCAGGAAUUUUCGGUAGAUGAAUACCAGAGGCUGCAUUGGACCGAAGUUUAUGGUGUUGUAUUUGGCAAAGCGUUCACAGAUGUGUGUGAGGCUGUACAAAACUUAUCCAACUGCUGUAAAGACAUUCUUGGAGAAGAAGGGUGA